Molecule: messenger RNA, 26647 nt
Organism: Schistosoma haematobium
Lineage: Eukaryota; Metazoa; Platyhelminthes; Trematoda; Strigeidida; Schistosomatidae
Gene: MCRS1
Product: Microspherule protein 1, variant 2
Exons: 6
Coding region: 220-1491 (423 amino acids)
Biological process (GO): positive regulation of transcription by RNA polymerase II
Cellular component (GO): MLL1 complex; Ino80 complex; NSL complex
Molecular function (GO): protein binding; G-quadruplex RNA binding
Source: RefSeq, a predicted model, not a curated record
UGGGCAUUGAAUCGUUGUCGACUAGAUUAACGCUACCCAAUUGUUUUUUCUACUGUCUGUAUCUGAGUCGUUUAAGAGAAAAUAAACUGAACAGAAAAGUAUCACUUUGAACCAAUUUUUUAUUAUGCCUAUACACUCGUAUCUGUGUUGAUUGUACAAUCAUGUGUACUAAGUAGUCAGUGAUUGUGCUUUUUCGAACUUGCUUUAGUUUACACACCAAUGAUUCAUGAUACUGCUGCUAAUAAUUCUAAAGAAUCAGGAAUAACUACAGGAACCUCAAUUCCUUCUCAUGAAAACCGACCUGGUAACAAUUCUUUACCAUCAUAUCGUAGCGGAGAUUUCUCUAGAACAAUGAAACGAAAAGCAUCUCGAAUCAGUCAUCAUAAAGCUAAACGUGAAAUGAGAAACGCACCAUGGACGCCCGGUGAUGAUUAUUUAUUGAUAAAUUCCGUUGUCAUGGUAUGUAACCUUACAGAAGUGUGUCACACUGUAAGAUUCGCUGUUCAUUUUACGGAGAAAGAAAUUGAACGUCGUUGGCGUGAUUUAUUAUUCGACCCAAUCGUAUCUAGCACUGCGCUGAAAGCAAUCGAGCACCUUCCUUCGUUUAUGAAAUCCCAAUUAGAUAGACAAAUACCAUUCAGUUCACAAGAGGAUAAUAUUAUAGCUCAAAUUUCUUUCUCCGAUGUCUAUCCAGACGGUGUGUUCAAAUCGCUUAAUAUACAUAGUCUGAAUCCCUCCAUAUUUACAGAAAUUUUACGCAAAUAUCCAACAGUAUUCUACCAUGGACGAGAUGAACUAGAUUUAUAUCGUCAGUGGUGUCGUUUCUACAGUUGCCAUUGCAUCGUUGUAAAAGAUGGUGUAAAGUUGAAGUCAAUACCUAACUUUAACACCUCAUUAUCGACUUCACCAGAUGUCAAAACAACAGGUGCGACGACAACAGCAAUAAAAAAUUGUGAUGGUAUAUCUUUGCUGAAAAAUGUUGGUUAUUCUAAUUCUAUAGCAUUAGGUGGUGAUCCACAAAGUUUUUCUGAUACAGAAUUAUUAUUAGAGGAGACAGUAACCAAUGCAGUCGUUGCAGGAAUCCCUAAAUUAACUGAACCAUCGACAGUGUCACGUAGACAACAUAUGCUAAAUCAAACAUCAUAUCAUGGUUUCCAAGGUCUUGUUACACAAACAGUCUUGGAAGUACUCCUUAAAGAAUAUUCUAGUCAAUUAAAUGAUUCACUUGUACAUCCUAGUCUACAGCACCACUCUUCUCCGACUUCUGCCGCUUCUUCUUCUUCUUCAACAACAACAACGUCCAGUACACGUGGAGCAAUAGCAACAGGUCUAGAGUUGAAAUCGUCAAUCGACCAUGAUCAGAGUCACUCACUACUAAUACAAGAAACAAGUAAUAAAUCACAUUUAUUGUCCUUUAUAAGUUCAUCACCUGUACCAUCAUUACUAAGUAAUCAAGAAUUUGAUUUUAAAGUAAGUAUUUUUCUACUCUAAUUAUUGAGUAGUUGUGUUGUUGCUGUAAGUGAGGAAGUAGAAAUCUAUUCUUCAAAACUAUGGUUUGUUAUAAUAGGCGUAGUCAGCUAUUUUUCAGUCAUUUGCUCAGUUUUGAUUACUGUUACAGCUAACUUAUUGUUUUGACAACGUCAACUAAUUUUGUUCCAAUCAACUUUAUCUUGGGCUCUCUUUCCCAGUUAGUGUUAGGUGCCAUUCAUGGUCCUAAUGUCCACGUUAAAGUAUCACAGCCAUGUGUUUUUUACUCUAUUUCUUUUCCUUCCUUGUGGAUACCAAGUUGCGAAUAACCUCAACUUACUAGUCCAGUUCAAUAGUUAACGAAAAACCCUCGAUUGUUAUCAUCCUUUGUUAUAUUUCUUUCUUACAGGUUAUGACCCAGCUAUUCCUAUUGUUUAGUAUUCUCGUACACCGAUUCACUCGACAAGUCCCCAAAUCAGAACACGGUUGAACAGGAAAAAGAUUAUAUUCCAAAUAACAAGGUUAGGUGGAAGUAAGAAGCACAAUAUGGAAAACGUUAGUAUAUUUAUAGUUUUUACAUGAAAAGAUUCUAGAGUAUUCUCCAAGUAUCGACUAGUGCUGAUUAGAUAAGAAUUAACCAAUCAGCGUGCACCAAAGCAAUCGUGCAUUGAGCAUGCUUUAACCCAGUCUAUGUCCCGCUAACAUCCUUAAAUCGUCUGUUCAUUCAAUCGAAUUUCUAUAGGUGGAAAUGUAUGGAGUUAAUUUUCGCAGAAAAAUACGACUACUUAUUUUGGUAGAUUUUUUUAGUCGAAUAAGAUUGACACGAUACUGUAGGAAUCUAUCAUUGAACCAAGAAACUUACGAUUUCACAAACACUAGUUACCUAUGUAAUAUUAUCAAUUUAAACCAAAGUACACAAACCAUAUGAUAAACUAAACGUUUUACAAUAGACUUCAUAAACAAAAGUAAUUGACCAACUUGUGUUAGUUAUUAAAAAAACAAGAGGCGAGACUAUAAUUUAUGAUCAGCCAGUCAAUCAGCUACAGCGUAGAACCAGGCACAUAUAUGGAUCAGUCCAAGUUGCUACACCUCAUUAGCACAACAACUUACGCCUGUUGCUCCCAAUGGAGCAUAGGCCGCUGACCAGCAUUUUCCAACCCACUCUGUCCUGGGCCUUCUUUUCUAGUUCCAUCCAAUUCUUGUUCAUUUUUCUCAUGUCUAUCUCCAUUUCUCGGCGUAAUGUGUUCUUUGGUCUUCCUCUUUUCCUUUGGCCUUGAGGAUUCCAAGUGAGGGCUUGUCUUGUGACGCAGUUGGGUGCUUUCCUCAAUGUGUGUCCUAUCCACUCCCAGCGCUUCUUCCUGAUUUCUUCCUCCGCUGGGAUCUGGUUUGUUCUCUCCCACAGUACGUUGUUGCUAAUAGUGUCCGGCCAACGGAUCUGAAGUAUUUUGCGUAGACAAUUGUUAAUAAACACCUGUAUUUUCUGGAUGAUGGCUUUCGUAGUUCUCCAGGUUUCUGCCCCAUACAGUAGAACUGUCUUGACAUUUGUAUUGAAAAUCCUGACCUUGGUGUUGUUUGACAGUUGCUUUGAGUUCCAGAUGUUCCUCAGUUGUAAAUAUGCUGCUCUUGCUUUGCCGAUCCGCGCCUUCACAUCUGCAUCAGAUCCAACAUGUUCAUCAAUGAUGCUGCCCAGAUAUGUAAAGGUUUUUACAUCUUCCAAAUCUUCUCCGUCAAUUGUGAUUGGAUUGGUGCAUUCUGUGUUGUAUCGGAGAAUCCUGCUUUUCCCUUUGUGUAUAUUGAGACCUACUGCUGCUGAGGCUGCUGCCACACUGUUUGUCUUCUCCUGCAUCUGUUGUUGCGUUUGGGAUAGAAGGGCCAGAUCAUCUGCGAAGUCUAGAUCAUCCAACUGCAUCUUAGAUGUCCAUUAGCACAACAAGACGGACACGAAAUUCAUAGAGGUAGUUACUUCAAUGGUAGUAAUAUAUAAAAGAAACAUUGUGUAUAAGGAUAUAAUACAGUAAGAAAGAAUUAGUUCGCAGAAAUGUAUAAAUUAAUUUUAAUCUCACGCUUUAACUAGAGACGCAAUUGUGAUCGGUUCUGAGCCAUGUCACCAAGAGUUCCCAACCAUUGGUUACGAUAGUCACGCGGACCCCAACCAAGUAGUCUGCAUCUACCAACAUGGUUAAGACUAAAAGUUGGUGACUUCAAGCACUGAUGCCACGUUUUGAUUUGGCUGCCCCUAACUUUCUUCCAACCAUCCCCAACACCGGUUAGCAUUGCACGUCGUGUUAAUCGGUGUUCAGGCAUAUGUGACACGCGGACCAACCAUCUCAGUCGAUGAAAAUUCACAAUUUCAUCAACUGGUUUACCAUCAUUCCCUAAUACCCUACGUCUAACCUCACUAUUACUUACCCAGUGAUCCCCGCAGAUGCAAGCAAUAUUUCUAAGGCAUCCGUGAUCAAAUACUAGUAGCUUACGAGUGUGUUCUAUCCUUAAUGGCCAUGUUUCGCUGCCGUAAAUUAAAACAGGACGAACUGCCGCGCAGUAUACUCGUCUUUUAGUUGAUAGACGAAUAUCUCGCCUUCGCCAUAGGUGAUGUAAGUUGGUAAAAGCCAAACGAGCUUUCUGAAUCCGUACAGAGGUUUCGUCAGACUCGAAUUUAUUAGGGCUGAUCAGACUUCCAAGACAAGUGAAGUUGUCAACGUAUUCGACUACUUCAUUCCCUUGCUUUUGUUCAGGUGUUGACGCAGGCCAGUCCUGAAGCAACAACUUGCAUUUAGAAGGAGAGAAGCGCAUCCCAAAUAUUCUGGCAUUGUUCCUCAGUCCUACCAGACGACUUUGCAUUUUAUCAGCGUCUUCACCGAACAGGACUAUGUUAUCUGUAUAUACUAAGUCGAUAAGUGGACCUCCUGGAAGGAUAUCAAUACCCGAGAAUUCAGUCGACGAGAGCAUUAUUUCCAUCAGUAGGUCUUUGAUGAAGUUAAACAGAAAUGGAGAAAGUGGACAGCCUUGACGGAAACCACUUGAGGUUGCAAAAGCAGAUGACAGUUCGCCAUAAGCUCUGACUCGACUGGUAGUGUUCGAGUAAAAAGCCUUCACAAGGUUUAUGUACUUCUGGGGUACGCCUUUCAAUGACAGACACUGCCACAGAAUCUCGCGGUCUACCGAGUCAAGUGCUGCUUUUAAGUCGAGAAAGACCACCAUUGUCAAACGCCUAUGAGUAUGCCUGUGUUCUUGAACCUGACGAAUGGUGAAUAUGUGGUCGAUACAGCCACGACCAGGUCUGAAGCCAGCUUGAUUCUCUCGUGUUUGCAGUUCACGAGUCUUUGUUACGCGUCUGAUAAUUAUUGAUUCUAGUAAUUUAGAUGCUAUGUUAGUCAAACUAAUCCCUUUAUGGUUGUCACAGGAUGAUUAUGACCUUCUCUUAUAUAUUGGGAUGAUAAGUGAUUGUGACCAGUCAGAUGGGAUUUUAGCUAAAAUAUUAGUCAACCUAAUCGCUAAAAUUGGACCACCAUCCUUAAAGACCUCUGAAGCCAAUCCAUCUGGACCAGCUGCCCUUCCUCGUUUCAGAUUAACUAUAGCCUUUUGAACUUCAGCAAGAGUUGGGGGACCUACUUCAAUGUUCCAUUCACACUGUCUGGAAAUGGAGGGUAGUUGUAUAGUAGCUGAAAGCCAGCGCAACUGUUCUCUAAAAUGUUCCGCCCAUCGUUCUAAACGUCUGGACUGGGAGUAGAUAGGAAUGUCGUCUUUUUCCGAGAUAGUCUCACUUACACUUGAAUUUUUAGUUCCAGUUUUUUUUGUUAGUCUAAAAAGCUCUCUGAUGUUACCUACAGCCACUACCUUUUCCAUCUUUUUUGCUUUUGUUGCUGACCACUUCUCACGGUCGUUCUUUAGACUGUUGGUCAACCUUGAUCUGAUUUGCUUUCGCUCUUCAUCGUGUUCAGAGCCUGACGGGACGAGUUUACGAGAAUCUAUCAGUACAAUGGACCUUGAAGAAAUCCAUUGGUUCUUUUAACCCUGUGGUUUAAGUACUAAUAGAUGUCACUGCUUUUUCCACAGCUGUUUGUAUAUCUUUCCAAUCAACAUCUGGGUCAGCCUCGUUUUCAGAACUACCUAAGUGUGACCUCAGUUGUUCCUGGAAUCUACAUUUGGUUUUCUCGCUACUCAAUUCACUUCUAAUGGCUCAUUUUAGUGUUGCUUUUUUGCGUCCAGUGAGGUGCAAGGAGAUGCGUGCUCGUAUUAGAGCAUAGUCGGAGUCUAAGCAGGUAUUUCAAAAUGAGCGAAAAUCUUCCAUCGAUCCAUUUAGCCGAACAGCACAUAAACGACUGUUAACGGGGCCCCACUCUAACAGCGCUUGUUCCGCCCCCAUGCUUAGUGCUAUGCCUACACCUGCCAGUCCACAAGAACUGGUCAUCGGGUCUCCAGAUACACGGAGGGUUUAACUCGUCGGCUCUCCCUUUUGCCGAGGUGAGGUCAAGUGAAUGACCACACUGGGAUCUUGUAUGCGUGCUUCGGAGACACAGCAUAAAUCAAUGGUACGAGAUUCUAGGGUUCUAGCCAAGGAGGGCCGCUGACCGAUUUGACAUAGUGUGCGUGAGUUGAAGGCUGAAAUGUGUAGUUUGGAGCGUGGUUUCAAUAGACCUGGGAAUGUUUUGCGCACUAGAAUCGUUGGUUAUGGUGACACUUGAGGAAGAAGUCUGUUAUGACCUUGACGUCUGGUUUUUCUAUCACACGAAUUAUCUACCAAUCCGAAUACGACUUAUACGAAUAUUCACACUAGGCCAACCAAUGACGUUCAACCGGUGUGGGCAGUUUAGCGUCCUUAUUGGUCCUAUGUCCUCCGAGCCCUUCCACUUGAGUCCAGAACAGAAUAUCAGCUUCCGUAAUAUGAGUCGAAUCGUUUAAUUCAGACAUAAUCGGUUUAUAUAUCAACCAGACAGACCACAACGUAACAUAAAAUAGAAAAUAACAUGUGUACACAAAUAAGCCAAAAAGUGACUAUGAAUGAAGGGGACAGUAACUAAUAGACUGAGCGUAGCUUAAGAACCGUAAAUCGUACAAUAAUAAAUUAUAGGUCAAAAUAAAGCUUAUCAUAAAAGGAAUAUAAAUAUACAUAGUGUAAUUGUUGAGUAGUUAUACAAUAAGAAUAUUAGUCCAUGAAUAGUCCUUGGAAGUUACCCGUAAUUUAAUCUUCACCGGAUAUAACAAAGCCGAAAGAGGAAGUUUAGAGUUGAAAGUCGAUGUAGGUGGAAUAAUAGGAAUUAAAGAGGGUGGUUGAUUAUGAAUACAGUGACCGUCGGAGACGGAUAUCCGUGGAUAAGGUGAGGUGUGCAUUUUUAAGGUUGACCUUUUCAAACCCCACCCUUCCUUGUGGGAAGGCAGCAUCGCUGCAGAUGCUGGUUGUCUGAAGAAAACACCUUACUGCCGUCACACCUCUGUACAGUCAGCAGUAGGACUUUGUCUUCGGACCUUGGGUUUACCGCUUUCAGUCUUGUUGUUCUUCAACCGACCUUUCUGACAUGGUAGAAACUUGAAAAACGAUUGUUCCAGUCAGCAUAGCUCGGUUGCUUCAUCACGAUAGACAAGUCUGACCACCACAUCAAGGUAGGAGCAACGAUCGAGAUAAUUUGUGAAUGAACAAAUCAUAUUUAGUAUAACGCGUCUUAGAUUUUGGUGCUAAGUUCAUUCAUCCAUUUGGUUAGAUAGCGUUUUGCCAUUUUAGCUGAUGUUGGUUCGUGAUGAAAACCCUAAAUCUAAUUCCUAACCAUAACUAUCAACUGUAAAUCAUAAUAGUUGUCCUUCACACAAGUUUCUAAUCCUCAUUUAGCUCUAGUAAAUUGGUGGAUGUUUCCAAGGUCACUUUCGAUUCGCUCAACAGUUGUCUAUAAAUAAUAGUCUCACCACAAAGUCACAUGAUAGUAACAUAUGAAUAUAUUUUUUUAAAGGUUUUUGUUAUAACAUUCGGUUUUCCUCGUCUAUGCGUAUAGGACGCUAAUUUGCAUUAAACAGAUAUCUAUACUAGAUACCCUCCCAGUGUCUAUUCUACAGGAAUUCAACACAACUCAGAAUACUAACACGUGACUAAUCUGACUAGAACGUAAGUACAUUUCUGCACCAAAAACCGACAACAAUCACAGUAAUGAUAUGGGUAGGAGAAUAUAUAACUCAUCUAACGCCUAUCAGACCAUCGACAGGUCUGAUUAAGUAAACUAAUCAUUAUGAUUCUCUCCCACAUCAGUUUUGUUACACGUACUGUUUAGUACUGUUAUUGUAUUGUUGCACAUCGUUGUUGUAUAUAUAUUUCAAGAGAUUGUUUAUUGGUAAUUGAAGGACGACAUAAUGUAGAGGAUUAAAAGUUUGAGGUUAUCAACAGUGAUUUCUCUGAGCUAAGGAUUCACAGCAGCUUUCAGUAGUCCUCAUCACCAUUGUUCACACGAGGAGAUUGUCUGCCUCUGAUAAAAAACAUAACAUUAACGCUGAAUUCCUACUGAAUAUGUAUGAAAACUAUCAAACAGUUAGUAGAGGCAUCAUCUUUACAAUUAAUUAAUCACUGAGUAGUAGUUGCCAUUGUCUUGUAUGUCAAAUCUUAGUACUGAUUGGAUUCUAUCGACCAAGCUACAUUCUGGACACUAUUUUCGGCUACUUGAUGUCCCAUGCACUAUAUUGAAACGUCAGAUGGCGUUUGGAGGUAGUCGACAAAAAUCCUGCUCGACCUAGGUUUCGUACUUCUUAACACUCGUCGAUAAGGUGUGUCUGCAACCUUAAGGGAACUUAUGCUUGUCAGAGUAUUGGAUCAUAUGACAGUCAGAAGAGACGUCGCCAUCAAACAAUCUGGACUAUAAGCAGUACUGGCUGGUCAAUAGAGUUAGAUCAACACUAAGACGGACUUUUGAUGGAGUUUUGUUCUCUGAGCUAUUUGGUUUGGUCGUGGAGCUUUCAUCGUUCUUCUGAACAACAUCAUCAGCACAAACUUCAGACAGAAGUGAAGUGUUCGAACUUCUCAACAUACGACGCAGUUUGUCCUGUAGACUUCGAUCUUGAUUGGCUAUUGUUGACUUUUAACCUGUCAUUGUGUACUUCUUUGUUUGGAUUAUAUUUUCUGUUGAUUUGAUCCUCGGUCCUAUAUUUGUCCACGGUUCUUCUGAUUGGUUAAUAGAUUGUAUCGAUUUUAAUUUGUUUAUUAAUUGCUGAUUGACCUGAGUGCCGAGCUUUGGAAAAUUCUCUGGUGUUUUUAGAAUUUCCUAUAUCCAAGAUCUCAGGAUUUUUUUGGUCGGAUGUGUAUCCACAGUUGAUUGAUAUAAGCGAGAAUACUUCAUGGCAUUUGACCACUAAUCAGUGUUCGUGCAGGCAAAGGUGAAGUGGCCAUUUACUUUGUCCAAUGUAGUGUUCCUCGCAGUUGGGACAAUUUAUAUUGUAGAUGAUAUUCGAUUUUUCUUUUGUCAUUUCGUUCUUUGGACUUAGUAUACACGAUAUCGGUCACUGCUCAGUGAUUAAAUAAUUCUAACCACUUCUCAAUCCUACAGAACGUCAGUCUCAGCCCAAAUAAUUCAGUGAUAACGUCUCUUUUGACUGUGGAGCUGGGUGACAUGGUAUCUAAUCAUCCGAGGAGUAUCUGUUGUAGGAUAUAAUUUGUCCUACAGAUAUACGACUAGAACUGUAAACGCGAUACUGGCGAUCCCAGAGUCUAUGUGAAAGCUGUAGUCAGAACAAGGACAACUUGACUUUCAACUUUAUUUCUAAACAUAAAAACAACUAGAUUAGUACAGUAGUUAAAGGAAUUUUAGUCAUCAAGUGGAACGCACAACCAUACCGACCAGUACUGCGUGUUUUAUCGAAAUGAGUAAAAAAUUAUGAGUCACACCAAUACUCUAAUAAUGUCCUUCAAUUUGCAGGUCAAAUGCAACAGGGACAGUCGACAGACACAUCCGACCGGAUUGACGUGGUGGGCGCUUAAACAAUGACUUGACUUCGCUACUGCCGCGCUCAAAUAAUCGGCCUAUUCCAAUAGGCACAGGUUCCGUAUAUCACUACUGAUCUCUUCACUUGCUGUCUUCAGCCAAACUGUUCUGACUCGUCCAUCUGGACCUGUCUAACUAUAGCUUUCAGCCACAGAUUUCUCUGCGAGCCAGUAUUGUUUAUUGACACUAAAUCUCCAGGUUGUAGAUUUCUUCUCAUGUCGCUUGAAGGGUUGGUAGGUACUCUUGUAACCAUCCGUUCAAGAAUAGGUUGGCUAGUUGUUGUGCUUCCUUCCAUCUGUUAUGUAAGCACGUUUUACUCAUCUGCGCUUCAUCGAAUGAUACACCUCUAUGAACUAACAAUAACUUAUUUGAUGCGGGUAUAUCCAGGUUAUCACGGUCAUUAACUAGCUUUACGAGUGGUUGGUUGCUUAGUAUUCCUUCAGCCUCUAUUAAAAACGUCUCCAAAGUCUCGUCCGUCAAUACCUUCUGAAACAGUAGCGAUCGUUGAAUCCUUCUUAUCGACUUUAUUAUGCAUUCAUAUACACUGCCUCAAUGACUAGCUCUAGGAAUGUUAAAAUGCCAUCCACAACCUCUUUCUGAAAGGGCAUUUGCAAUCUUAUUUUGGUCCCAACUACACGUAAUCUAAGACUAGCAUUAGCUCGUUUAAAGCUACCAGAUGCACCCUUACUCUUAUUAUCAACUCGUACAAAGGCGCCUUUCUCAACAUCAUGUACGAUAUCACGGUGAAUAUGUGCUGCUGCUUCUUCAGGGUCUUAGUUACUGGCUUCUUCGGUGUCUUGACUUUCGGUUCAGUGACCUUUUCAUUAGGCUUUUUGGAGUUGAUUUGGGUUUAACAGCAGAAUGCAUUAUAGUUUUCGGUUUAGCAACCUUGGGUUUAACGUCAACAAUUUUCUUUUCUGCUACUUGUCUUUGUACACGUUUAACACUUUCCUCAGUACAGAGUUCGGUAUUGAUGUGGACAAUACUAUUACUAUCUCUCUGCUCUUCUGGCUUCCUGUGUAACAAGGUAUGGCGUCUCCAGCCACAUCCUUCGACGGCACAUGACCUCGGUGCUCGACAGUUUCUUGCUAUGUGGUUUGCCUUCAAACAGACACAACUUCUUUAGUACAAAUUCUAUCUUUUCAUUAAUAUCCUUAUCUCUAAACCUUCCGCAUUGGUCUAAGGGGUAGUUUUCAUUACAUAAUAAACAUGGGAACCCAAGAGUGCUUGGUCUUACGUGUGGAGGUAGUCCUCUUAGUAAUGUGUAACAGUGGGCAACACGCCAGUGUUCUAGACAAAAUUAAAGAUAGAUUCAAAAUUGUCUCUAUAUGACCUCUAAUAUUUCAAGAGAAAACCGUCUUUGGAGUUGUAGAAAUUAUUAUUAAGCUUUCAAUAAUAAAGCUUCUCAUUCAAUCAUAGUCUUCUUCCUCAGCGCUAGAGGUUUGUCAAACGAUAGAAACGUGACUUAAUCGAACUCUCGAGUAUAAUUGAUUGCUAUCUAUGAGAAAUGAUUUGACAAACAUUUUAGUAAUUUACUAUGCUUUAUUUCUAUGCUGAUUAAAAUAUAACAAGCGCUUAACCUUUAAACCACUGAGUCAGGAUCCAGUAUUUUAUAUCCCUUCCUUCAAUCGAUUCACAAUAUUGUACGACCAUCUUCCAUUUGCAUAAGCAGGUUACUAAUACCUGUCCUAUAAAUAGAUUUUGUCUGAGAUAAGGUUGUGGUUGGAUGUAGUCAACAGGAGACCCUGGACCCAGAUUUUGUGCUAUUUGGCACUCAUCAGCAAAGUGUGCCUGUAGUCUUGAGGGAACUGGUUCUCCAUGACAGAUGUCGAGUCACCUAGACUAGUGGCUACAUUGCGACUUGGUCGAUAGUAUUCGAUAUGCACUAAAAAGGACUUGACACAUAUGACAUUGAUCACCACUGAGUGAUCAAUUUAUUGUGGAUACAUCUCAGCCCUACAGGAGGUCACUCGCGGCCUAGAUAGCCCAGUGGUAACGUCUCUGACCUGCAACCACCACCCAGUGAUCAAUCAUUUGUGAAUAGAUUUUGUCUUCAUAUUUCGAUGUAUAUUCAUAAUUCCAGCCAAGAUGAAAUUGAUAAUUCAUUGGAUAAUAAUUUUUGUUCUGUUCUAGCGUCGAUUAGAAUUACAUCGACGUCGCGGACGUUUGUGGGCACAUUUACGUCGAAAUAAAGAAGAGGCUAGACGUUGGACACGUCUAGUUGAAAUGUUUGUAACUAAUGGUCUAGAAAUAAUGGAUCCACAACCAAUUUAUCCAGCAUUAGCAUCUCUUACGGGAUCGAGAACACAAUUUUUGAUAAAAGAAAAAAAGGUUUUUGAUGUAUUUUUCUCACUCUGUGAUGUGAUAUCAAGAAAGCCCCAUUUUUGUGUUGUAUCGAUGCUCAUGUGGUAGGGCCGCUAUUAUAGGAGUAGUUAUAUGUUAUAUAGUUCGAUUAUUGAUUUAUUCGCCUAGGUUGAAUGUUAGACUUACUUAAUUACUUUUUCUGACAAGUAACUCAAUGACAUUGAGAUAGCGGCUGAAGUACAUACUUAACACCGAUUAACCCAGGAAACAGUUUCCCACACUCACCUACUCAAAGACCAGAACAGAACAACACAACAGGUAGAAAAACCUCUGCAGUACCACACAAUUCAGUUCAUGACUCAGAAUUCAUGUGAUUAUAUAGAUUAGUUAUCUGACAGCGCAUCAGCAUAAAUAAGAAAUUAUAGUACGAACGAAACUAUAUUAUACGUGGAAAAGAGAAUACGUAAUCGAUUCGUAAUUACCUCCGGAAAAUUCCCAUUAUAUUAAAAACACAGUUGUAUGGACGAAGAAUAUUCUUUUCAAUAAUUUCUCAUCAGGUUCUACAAUUAUAAAUCCAAAUUAAUAAUCCAUAAAAUUGACCAGAUUUAAGACAGAGUACAUCAUUUGGAAAUUGUAAUAUGUGAAUUAAGAAUUGUUGUUUGUUAUAUCAAAUCAAAUCAAAUCGUUAAUGUUGGGGCUGACUAAUCGUAAUUAAUUAAUAAUAACUUGAGGGAGUCAAAACUGAACAAUAGUACACGACAGAACAAUACAUCCAUAUGUUAUCUUCCUCUCAGUCUUGAAUUCCAAUUUCUAUCCAUGUAUGCUUUUCCAUUCAGGCUUUUCGAACCUUACUCUUAAGACUUAGUCUUUCUUCUAAUUUUUGCUACUAGAUUAUUUCGAUCUAAUUUGCUGUUUUUAUUUUGUGGUGCUAUUCAGGUAAUGUCAGUUCGGGCGAAUGAACAUCUGUAUCAUAUUUUAUGUUGAUUAUAUAUAUACUCGGCUUCCGACUAUACUGUUUACUUUACUUAAAGGCUACUCUCAAAAUUUUUCUUUAGUUUUACUCAUAUAGAGAAGACUACUUCCACAUGAGCUACAAAUUUUCCUCAUCAUUUAAAAAAGAAAUUUAUCACACUCUUCCUUCUUUCUUUGCUGAUAUUUUCUAGGUCAUAUUUGGUCGUAAUUCAUUCGUUUAUCAACCGCAUAUCGAUUUAUCAAUGGAAGGUAUUGACAGUGGACGUAUAUCACGUUGUCAUGGUCAAAUACGCUUAAGUAAAGAUGGUAUAUUUUGGUUAACUAAUUUUUCAUCUCAUACUGUGUAUGUUGAUGGUAACCCGAUACUGACAGGUGAGUACUUGACGGUAAUAAUGUUUUUCUUUUCACUUUCUGUAUUUAUGAAUUUAUUAUGCGUGUGUAUAGACAGAUUGUGAUUCUGACGUUAAAAAUUGUCAUCGUGUAAAUUAGAACAUGAAUAGGAGGGCAAUAUUGUUUUCAAAUGAGUUCUUCGUCAGGUUUUACUCUCAUAUAUACCGAUAUAAAAAUAAAAAAGAAAUAUUUUGUUUUCACGAUAUAAACGAUAGUACGACUAGCGAUCAAGGUUUUGCUAAUACUAUACUGGAUACUAGAUCGAUAUGAUACAAAACAGAUUGAACCACGUUUUACCAGAUACAUGAUUCACAACCAAAAUAAGAGAACCAGAGCAUAGAUUAGACAAUACUUUAUUCAACACAAUUACAAAGCGGUCUACACUUAUUGAGUUCAGAACAGAAAUCAUUAAUAGGAAGGAAAAUCACCAAGUGUAAGCCGAGUAUCUGUUUGCCUGCGCUCAGUGACCAAUCAUAUCUUACUUCCACUAGCCAUACACCAUAUAUAAAAAUAUUUUUAUGGGCAUAAAUGAAGAAGCAUUGAAUUGAUCACGGCAGUUUACGGAUAGAUGGUAGCUACGACGCACGUUGCGUAACCAAACGUAGUCAUUAAGAAAUACAAAUACGGAUCGUAAGGUAGUGUUAGAACUAAUACUUGAGUUAGUGUUUCAACAUAGGAAAUAGGUCAGAGACUUGGGAAAACAAACGUUAACAAAUUAGUGUGAAACUCAAUAAAUGUAUUCACUAUAUAAAGAGAGAGGAGCAUUUUUAGUUCACAUUUGUACGUAACGAGCCAUCUUUUCCGUUUAUUUUCUAGGUGAAAUGUAAUUCAUUGUCACAUUUAUAAAAGUAAAAGUGAUUGUCAAGUGUACUACACCAUAAAACUAACUUCAUAUUGAUAGUGAUGAUAGUUCAUGUACGGUUCUUUUCUCUUCAUCUGAGUGACUCAUCAAUCACAACUUUGUAUCAAUGUUCUCUCGUCACGUAAACUAUCUGUAACCUACCCAGUAAUCAUACUUGUUUCUCAAGGAAAGUGAAAAUAGGAGGAAACAAUCACUCAAGUCGAAGAAUUAGAAUUAAUAGGCAAUUUAAAACGUCGGUGAAGGCUCUGACAAGAUAAAAGUCGUCUGAUCACAUUGAGAAACAAUGCGGACUUGUUUGGGAUGCGAUUCUCUCCCUCUAAACACAAAGUGUUACUUCACUGUCAGCACGCGAAUUAAUGAUAGGAAGGGAAGUAGUUGAAAGUAUCGAAUACUUAACCUAACUUGAGUCCUGAUAAUCUGAUGUUUGACAAAAUCUUGGCACGAAUUCAGAAAAUCCGUUGACUUUUUUCAACUUCGGUCACCUGUGGCAUAGGCGAGAUUAUCCACUUCUCAAAUGAUGGGCGACUUCAUUACUCAGCAUUUUGCUCAGUCCUACUUUAUGAAUGUGAAACAUGGUGAUUAAGAAUAGAGGAUAUUUGUAGGAUACUAGUACCCAAUCAUAGGUGUUUUCAAAGUAAUACUCAUAUAAUUUAGGACUAUAGAGUUAGCGAUUCUAAGCUUAGACUCACAGUACUCGGUAUGUCAGGUCGACUGACGGGGUAGUGAAUACUUGGGGUUAGGAUAUAUACAACUCAUGGCCAACUCAUGGACAACUAAAGGAAGAUGCGCAAAUAAUGUGUUUAAUGUAUGCUUUUCAUAUUUUACUUUGCCAUUGUGUGAUUUCACGUUAAACAAUAAAUUGGUUAUCCCGACUAAUUCUUUGUUCACUUCACAACAACAUUACGAUCUCCAUUUUCUGUAUUCUGGAUUUGAGGAGAUUGUAGGAUCUUAACUUACGUCAUGAACAUUUCUUAUGUUGAUCACCGUUGGAUGCCGGGUGAUUCGUCUAGAGGUUUCGUGUUAGCACGCAAGAACUGGGGUUCAUGGUUCGACCACCGGAUACGGGUUCAUGGAUGCGGACUACUACCUGAGCGAAAUAGCUAUGCAGUGCUUCCUGGUUUCAGUGGAUGCGUAAAUUAAGUCGGUUCGUGAUAUCAAUAUUGUUAGUCCGUGCUUAUUUCUGUGUUUAUGCGGAAUCUGGGACGGCCAUUCCAUCUGUUUAUGUGGUCUCAGUAACCUGGUUGAUAACGCUUUAGACAUUUGAAGCGGAAGGUAUUUAGUUUGACUCCUAAAGUGAACAACGACUCUUGGAUACAGGCACAUCCAGGUGACGAGUCUCAAGUAGGACGAAAUGCGAGUUCACAAUUUCAUUGGUAGCCACAUUCUAUCAGUUUUAUGGAUCUGUGCUUUAUGUAGUUGAACGUAUUCGACAGGAAACUCUGAGACAUUUUUGUGCUCAUUGUCGGGCUUUUUAACAAAGAGCACUUGCUGCAAUCUUCACGGAAACUGAUAUUAAUCUAUGAGAUUCGGACCCAUAUCUUUAGAUGAACAUAACACUGGUUACUUGCACUCAGAUAUCAAUCGAUUUAAAUAUGUUUAUUUACUCAUCUUUGUCUUACAUGAGAAGCCUUGUGACGUCAUACUACCUUUCUACCCAAACAGAAAUUAGUAUUGUUCGGGUUUGAACUUAUAAACCUCUGGUUUUGACCCAGAUAUUUGAUCCUUAUAAACUCACCUUUUCUACUUACAAUGAUUUCUUAAUUGAGUUAUCUGACUUUUAUUACCUCCUCACUAACACUUCACACUCCAUCUUUUGAAUAUUAGAUUGAUGUUUUUGAUAUCCAAAUAAGUAGGAGAUUGUGUUCCUGAUGUUUCGUAGCUUAAUGUAAGUCACUUUUUCAAAGUAAAUAAAUGACCAAAAUGUUUGUAUGGUAAUAUAUCAUAUUGCACUACAUAACCCGACCGAAGCUGCUACCUUGACGCGGUGGUCGGGCUUGCCUAUCGUGAUGACCCAACCGAGCUAUAUUGGCUGGAACAUAUGUUCCUGUAGGUUCUACCAUGCCAGGCAGGUCGAUUGGUGAACGGUAAGACUAAAAGCAGCAACUCAAGGUCUGAGGGCGAAGUCGUACUGCUGACUGUAGAGAGGUGUGACAGCAGUAAGGUGUUUCCCUCGGACAACCAGCAUCUGCAGCGAUGCUGCCUUCCCACAAGGAGGGGUGGGGUUAGAAAAGGUCGACCCUAAAAAUGUCACACCUCACCUUGCCUCACGGAUUUCCGUCUCUGGCGGCCCUUUGAAGAAUGGAGCUAACACGUCAAAAACCUUCCACAAAAAGGCCGUGCGCGACCGGCCUCAAGCAGUUGUCCCUUGGGCUCUGCGGUCACGCUCCCAGGUCGUCAAGACCAACACUAAUCCAAUUUCCUUUCCAGGUUCCUCAAGAAAUACCCUUCCACAGUGUGGGCAGCCAGGAAGUGAUAUCAGCCCUCAUACCCGUAACAGCACACGAGACCAAGUUGGUCACAUUCAAAUCCUUCCUACACCUCCUAAUACCUCUCUUAUCUCCAUGACUAACCCUCCUCGCACUGCUAGGGCAAACGAUUCGAGUACGCGGAACGUUAUUCCUGGUCUCCUGAAACCACGCUCUAAACUACAUGUAGGAGCUUUUAACGUCCGAACACUGUGCCAAAUAGGACAGCAGGCUUCUUUAGCUAGGACUUUAGAAUCCCGCGCCAUCGAUGUGUGCUGCGUCUCCGAAACGCGCAUACAGGAUCCAAGUAGCGUCAUUCAUUUGACCUCACCAUGCCAAAAUAAAGAACCGACUCGAUUCACGUUUCGUGUAUCCGGAAGCCCGGAUUCUGCUUCCCGUGGCCUCGCCGGCGUAGGUGUAGUAUUGAGUCCUAGGGCAGAACUAGCUCUCUUAGAGUGAAUCCCAGUAGACAGUCGUUUGUGCGCUGUCCGACUGAACGGAACAGUAAGGACCCGAAAAGAUAGGACACUCGUCGUUGCCUCUUCGUCGUCUCUGCCUAUUUUCCCACUGACUGCAGCACAGAUGAUGUGAAAGAUGAGUUUUACAUAAAGCUUUCCGAUCUCCUCCUAAAAGUUAGGCGCUCGGAUGUGGUAAUAGUGGAUGGUGACUUUAAUGCUCAAGUAGGUAAACUAAGCGAUAGGGAAAGACACCUGGGUGGAUCUUAUAGUGUUGUGGCUCAAAGAACAGAUAAUGGCGACCGUCUGUUGCAGCUAUGCUUAGAUAACCGCCUCUUUCUUGCAAAUACUAAAUCUAGGCAUAAGGAAAAACAUCUUUUAACAUGGCGACCCCCUGAUUCGUCCCAACGUUGGACCCAAAUAGAUAAUAUCGCUAUCAGCCACCUCUGGAGGGGCUCGAUAGAAGACUGUCGCUCAUUCUGGAGCACAUGCUUAGAUUCAGAUCAUGCUCUAGUACGAGCGCGUAUCUGUCUGCGUCUUACUGGACGUAGGAAUGACGCUUCAAUUAAACCUCUUAGGGCCCUACUUAAUGAUAGUCAAGCUAAGAGUAUAUUUCAGGAACAACUAGGACAACAGUUAGGCAGACAUGUAUGUGAUGCCCACCCCGAGGCAGCAUGGAAUGAUAUCCGAAAAGCUGUGGAAACAGCAAUGUUGUCUGCUAGUACGGUAACCCGUAAGGUUAGGGAGAAACACUGGAUCUCAACAGCAUCUAUCGCACUGAUAGAUGCUCGGAAACUCAUUCCACCUGGCUCUGAACAUAAUGAAGAGCGAAGUCAGCUUAAGCGCAAGCUGACAAGAAGUAUACACAAUGAUCGUGAACAGUGGUGGGUAGCGAAAGCACGACAGAUGGAAAAGGCAGCGGCAAUAGGUAAUAGCAGACAAUUGCUCAGACUUGUUAAGGAAACCGGUAUUAGGAAACCGACUGUUAGCGAAACAAUCUCAGAGAAAGAUGGACAUAUUAUACAUUCUCAAUCCAGGAGAUUGGAUCGAUGGGCAGACCACUUCAGGGAUCAGUUCAACUGGCCUUCAGCCACACUUCGGUUUCCCACGCUCUCCAGUCAACUUGAAUGGCAAGUUGAUGUAAGUCCUCCAACCCUUUACUAAGCUGAGAAAUUUAUAGGAAAUCUGAAGCGUAGAAGAGCAGCGGGCCCUGACAGGUUUACUCCUGAGAUUUUUAAGGAUGGUGGUUCAGUAUUAGCAGCGAGAUUGACUGAGGUCUUAGGUAGAAUCUGGGAACUGGACGUAAUCCCAUCUGACUGGUCUCAAUCAUUGAUUGUGCCAGUUUUUAAGAAAGGACAAAAGUCCUCUUGUGACAAUCACACAGGAAUCAGUUUAACUAAUAUAGUGUCUAAAACAUUAGCUUCAAUAAUACUUCGACGCCUAGCCAAAGCUCGUGAAGAACAGACUAGAGAAAACCAGGCUGGUUUUCGACCUGGACGUGGUUGUAUAGAUCAGAUAUUCACACUACGUCAGGUUCUAAAACAUAGACACACAUUCAGACGCCCCACAAUGGUAGUAUUUCUUGACCUUAAGGCAACAUUUGACUCUGUUGAUUGUAAGGUUCUAUGGCAGUGUUUGUCACUGAAAGGAGUACCAAUGAAGUACAUUAACCUUAUAAAGGCUCUCUACUCGAACACAACUGGUAGAGUGAGAGCUUAUGGCGAACUGUCAUCAGAAUUGAUCACCUCAAGUGGUGUUCGUCAGGGCUGUCCACCCUCUCCAUUCUUGUUCGACUUUGUCGUCGACGUACUUUUAGAGGUAACACUUUCCUCGUCUAGGUUUCCAGUGGUUGAACUUCUACCGGGAGGUUCACUUGUUGACUUAAAAUAUGCUGAUGACAUAAUUUUAUUUGGUGAAGACGCUGACAAAAUGCAGAGUCUUCUGACCACUCUAAGCAACAAAGCAGGCAUGUUUGGGAUGCGAUUCUCCCCCUCGAAAUGCAAAACGUUGCUUCAGGAUUAGGUUGCAUUGACAUCCAAACUAAUGAUAGAGAGUGAAGUAGUUGAGCCUGUCGACCGCUUCACUUAUCUUGGAAGUCUCAUCAGCCCUUGUGUUCUGGUGUGUGACGAAAUCUCAUCACGGAUACAGAAGGCUCGACUAGCUUUUGCCAACUUACGUCAUUUAUGGCGUAGGCGAGAUAUCCGUCUAUCAACCAAAGAACGUGUUUACUGCGCAGUAGUUCGUUCCGUCCUACUUUAUGGCAGUGAAACAUGGCCGGUAAGAGUAGAGGAUAUUCGUAGGUUACCAGUAUUUGAUCAUAGGUGCCUUCGAAAUAUUGCUCGUAUAUCCUGGGACCAUCGAGUAAGUAAUGCAGUUGUUAGGAAACGGGUACUAGGUAAGGAUGGCAAAUCGAUUGAUGAAGUAAUGGAACUUCAUCAGUUGAGAUAGCUGGGACACGUGUUACGUAUGCCCAACCACCGACUGCCCCGACGUGAGAUGUUUUAUGGUGUUAGAGUUGGUUGGAAGAAAGCUAGGGGCGGCCAGACCAAAACAUGGCACAAGUCCAUGAAGUCACUGACAAGUAGACUGAGUCAUAUUGGUAGGUGUAGACUAGCUGGUUGGGGACCGCGAGAUGAUAGCAACCGAUGAUUAGAGACUUUGAAUGACAUGGCUCAAAAUCGUUUGCAGUGGCGCAGGUGCAUCCAAAUUUUGAUCUCCCUAUUCCUCCUCGUCUCUUUUUUUCUCUUUCCAGAUUUAUUUCACUGUAUUAUACUCUUUAAGUAACAUCUCCAAACACUCAUACUCUUAUUACCUCUACCACUAUGGGAUUUGAAUCGACAACUGCAUCUCUGUGCUAAUGUGGUGUGGCAACUCGAAGUGAUGUAUGUACGUACGAAGUUCUACGUUGUUACUGAUUGACUGCACUACAUAAAGUCGUAUUUGUUUUAUUUCGGUCGUUUAUUUACUUUGAAGAAGUGACUUACAUUAAGUUACGAAACGUCAGAAAUACGAUUUUCUACUCAUUGGGAUAUCAGAAAAGUAGAUUUAUUGUUAAUCUUCUGCCCAAUGGUCAAUUUCUUUAAAACUAUCAAAUCCUACCUUGGCAUUGAUCCUAUCGUUUGGUGUUUAUCCGUUCAUGCGCUAUAUCACUAUUAACAUUCAUACGCAAUUAGCCGUUACUCAUAAUCGUGCAAAUAAGUACUGAUUUCUUUUAGUUCCAGAAUUGAAUCUUUUUUCUUCUACUUGUUUAGAGCAAUUAGUAACACUCAUUUUCAGCGUAAGAGUGUUUUUUCCGUAGGUUUCAUACUUGUAAUUUGUUUUGCAUGAUACUACUUUCUUAUUUACAUAGCAUUCCAUUGUGAUAUAUAGUAUCUUUACAAAUUAGAGAUAAAUACUAAUUUACAUUCUGAUACAAUAUACACAUAAUUUAGCCAUUAAACAACAAAUAAUAGUUUUACGUUCCAUAUUUAAAAAUUGUUUAUGUUUGCAUCUGUUUGUGUCAGUAGAGUUUAUGUUAGGAAGCUCAAUAUCACACAUCCUACACAGCUGAUUGAGCUUGAAAUAUACAGUUCAUAGUACUUGUUUGUUUGUGCGUGGAAAUCCUGGCAGUACAUUUGGAGGUGAUGCAUACUUAAAACACCGACUCGUUCGAUAUGGCAUUGUUACGUUUUAUUGAGAGAAUAAGGAUGCGGGCAGAGAUAUCUAGUAAUAAUAAAUUUGAACUCCGUAAUAGCAGUCUCAGGAUUACGGCGGUUCAUGUAGCAAUGAGAUCAGCGGGAAUCGAGUUAACCUCGAAACAGAUGCAAUCUUACGUCAACCAUCCAUUGUCUAGCUACUGUGAGGUGUGAGAAUGAAUUGAUCGAUCUAUACCGCCGUUGCUGUCAGUAAUCUCUAAGGAACAAACGUUACGUGAUGAAUCUUCCCAUACUUAUCUCGUAGAAGUGCAAAUAAUAUUAAGUAAUUGUCCUAUUAGCACCCUCGACUCAAAAAGUCAAUCAUAGGCUUAGCCUUUCUCAGAAUAGUUCACCCCUGUUAGGAGUGUGAUGGUGUUACAACCGAGAGUAGAAUCAGAAAUAAAUACUCUAAAGAAUAUUCUUGUUAAUGUAUUCUGUUAAAGGUGUUUGACAGAAUAUUCACCAUCACUGCAAGUUCAGCAAAAAUAAUCAAUAAGUGUAAACGUUUUGAUUGUUGUCCGUUGGUCGACGUAAUAAUGCAAGAAUAGGUCACUGUUUCUAUUGGCAACAUAGAUGAACUAAUCGAUAAUCAGACUCCCAAAUAUCAUGAAAUCGCCUUGCAGUCAUAACGAUGCGAUCAGACGGGAUCUAAUACAACUCCGUAGCUGAUUAUAUUUUUUCCUAUUCUUAUACUGACAUUACUUUAGUUUUUAUUGCGGACGUUAGAUCUACAGAACUCACUUGUAAAAAGUCCAAAUUUUGUACUUUCAUUUUGAAAAUUUGAAUUUGUUUGUUUUCGCGCCAAAAGCGCUCUUUUCACCUUCAUGUCGUAUUUCCCACUUGGGAGAAUCUUGAACGCUAUUGAUCCGUUGUAUCUCUUAGUAUGCUAUUUUGUAACGCUUCCCAAGGACCGUUUUGUUCUGUAUAUAUAUGUUUUGAUUUGUGUCUGUUGUGAUCGCCCCUGUUUCUGGCUUUUUGCGGAAUAUACUUCCCCGUUCGGACUUUGACUUCUCUCUCUAGUUAGCGGGGCUGGGACGCAAUAGAAUAGCUAGUUUAUUGGUCCUUGGUUGCAAGUCUUUGUUCCGUUCGCAGUCUAAGUGAACUCGUAACCGCUUCAAACAUAGCAAAUUUACACGCUAUGAACGUACAAUAUAUUAAAGAUACGUUUGUUUGUUCAGACUAUAGUUGUAAAACCCAAACUCUGAUCUUAUACGGUAUUAUAGAAAUGUGAUCUUAAAGAAAAGGAUACAUAAUUGUAGGCGAGAAACAAUUCUACAAUCUAACCACUCAGUCAUAUCGUCAAUGGUAUCAAUGAAUUGAAUAAUAAUUUUUCUCUUUCCUAAAUAUAAUCAGUCCCGCGACAUUAUGAUGGAAUUUUCUUUAAUCUCAAUGAUUAAAAUGAAUAUUUGCUCCUGUCUGUUUGUUUAGUUUAGUUAACGGUUGUCAGGGUUCUGUGUAUGGUUGUGCACUUUUAAGUCGUCAUUUUCCUUAUUCGUAGAUGAAAUUGUGCACCACAUUCAAAAAGCAUUGAUUUACAAUCAUUCCCUAACUUUGGUAUUAAUUGUUUUAUGUCAGCCUGUAGUAACGAAAUUUCUGUAAUCUGCAAGAUGGUACUGAUGGGCAGAGCCAGGAUUACAAAGAUUCUGAUUGCAUGUUGAUUUACAGACAUCAACUAUUCCGUCAUAUUUUCAAUAAUUAAUAAACCUAUCGACUAAUUUUUCCAGGGUUUAUUUUGUUUUUUAACUUGUUUUGUUCUCUUUUUCUAGACGAAGAAGUUGAGCUGAAGGAUUUCGCAACAAUUUUAGUUGAUCAUAUCACAUUGAGAUUUGAUGUGAAUCAUGAUUACGUGAAUUGGAUAUGUAGCAAUGAUAGUACCACUGCCACCACUACUAAUAGUAUAUUUAUUUAUAGUUGUGGUAAUGAUAAUAGUGAUACGAGCCAUUCCAUUAAAAAUAAUCAUUAUGACGGCGACAAAACUCUCAUAAUAACAUAGAGGGAAGUAUUUCAGAAGAAACUCAACUAUUCGUCAAUAGUCAGAGUGAACUAUCAGAAACCCCGAAAUUAACAGGAUUGUCAGGUUUUAAACACCCAGAAAAUUAGUGAUCGAUCACCUUCAAGUGAAUAAAAAUAAUCCUAGACUCAUAAUAUUGUUAUUUGGUAAAAUGUAUUUUAAUUUGUGUGAGCUGUUUUAUUUUCAUAAGAAAUAUUCUGCUCUGAUGUGUUACUAUUAAGCUGUCCAUCGGGAAGUAAUUUCUUUAUAUUAUGGUCGUUUGUGGGAGACGACAGUGUGUUUUACUACAUAGUGAUUUGACUGAUUCACAAUUUUGUCAGGUUCCUGUCUGAUAUAUAGGUUAGAUUAUACUAAUUAAAAUCAAUAAAUUCAUCCACUGAUUUAUCUUGCUCUGUCUCAUUAAUAUUAUUCUAACGCAUUCAGUCAAAAUAGAACUGAUCCUAAUUGUUUAGAAGCGGUAGUUAUUAGGAUGUUUCGUCCUUGAUCUGUCUACCCACUUUUGUGCAGAGGAUAACUUGUGUAUUCUAGAUUAAGACCUUGACGCGGUAGGCUGACUGGAUUAACCUUGAGGCUAGCAUGUGGGGGUUCGAGGUGAGACCAACUGCUUGAGAUAAACAGACGAAAACUGUUCUAUCACCUGCUUGGUUGACAAGCACGCGAGUGAGAGAGGACAAGUCAACUGGAACACUACUCGAUUUAUUCCUAAUUCCGAUCUGAUUCCCGAUUUCAGAUUAGUGUAAAAAGAUACAUGAAGAAAUAGGUAAUUAACCAGACCACAGCGCACAAACAAUUGGGAAAAUACAACCAUGUCCAGAGCUAGGGAUUAGAGUAGAGUCAAUCAGUCACUCAGCUACAACGUAGGACCAGGCACAUAUAUGCAUCGGUCCAAGUUGCCAUACCUCAUUAACACAACAAGAUGGACACCGGAUUCAUAAAAGUAGUUAAUUCAGAGGUGGUAAUAUAUAAAUGAAAAAUUGCAUAUAAGGAUACAGUAUAGGAAGAAAGAAUUAGUUAGUAGAAAGAAAGAAAUGAAGCGAUUUGAAUCUCUUAGUUUAAGGGAAGACAGAGCGUGUAUUCACCGACGCUAUUGUGAUCGAUUCUGAGCCAUGUCACCAAGAGUUUCCAACCAUUGGUUACGAUAGUCACGCGGACCCCAACCAAGUAGUCUGCAUCUACCAACAUGGUUAAGACUAAAAGUUGGUGACUUCAAGCACUGAUGCCACGUUUUGGUUUGGCUGCCCCUAACUUUCUUCUAACCAUCCCCAACACCGGUUAGCAUUGCACGUCGUGUUAAUCGGUGUUCAGGCAUAUGUGACACGCGGACCAACCAUCUCAGUCGAUGAAAAUUCACAACUUCAUCAACUGGUUUACCAUCAUUCCCUAAUACCCUACGUCUAACCUCACUAUUACUUACCCAGCGAUCCCCGCAGAUGCAAGCAAUAUUUCACUCUGGAUGGUAAGCAGAUAGAAGUAGUUGAGAAGUUCGUGUACCUGGGGGUGUGAGUGAUGAGAUCAAUGCACAUAUAGUGAAAGCCAGAGCGGCUUAUGCCAAUCUGGACCAUCUUUGGCGCCUUCGUGAUGUUAGUCUGGCUGUAGAAGGUCGGAUCUACAUCGCGUCGGUGAGAGCAGUUUUGCUCUAUGCUUGUGAAACCUGGCCUCUGAGAGUUGAGGAUGUUACACGACUCUCUAUGUUCGAUCAUCGUUGUCUCAGAAGGAUUGCUGACAUCCAGUAGCAACACCAUGUUAAUAAUGCAGAGGUUCGGCAUCGGGUGUUCGGGCACAGAGACGAUAAUGCAAUUGGUGUCACCAUCUUGAAACACCGACUUCGGUGGCUUGGAUAUGUUCUACGAAUGUCGUCCCAGAGAAUUCCACGUCAUGCAUUAUCUGCCGACUCUGGGACUGGUUGGAAGAAGCGGAGAGGUGGUCAGUGUAUGACAUGGCGUCGUAGUAUGAAAGAAAGCUGCAAAGGACUGGCUUGUGUUGGUCCUUCACGACUCCCUGGCUGGGGUCUGAGAGAUGGUGCGACACAGUGACUAGAGACGUUAUCAGAUAUGGCUCAGAAUAGAAGCCGGUGGCGAUCCUGCUGUAACCUUCUUUUACUUUCUUCAUAAAAAAAGUGGUUGUGUCUUCCUUAACUGAAAGAUUUCUUCUGAUUGUACCUUUUCGUUCCCCCAUUAUACCAUUAUUAUUAUUACACCACCUUACAUCAAUCUCUUUGUUAGUAUUCUCUCUUUUCAUUCCCCUUAAAUUCUCAUUGUUUUGUGUGGCGCAUUAUUGUACCAAUAGUUAUGUGUUCAAAUAAAUCUAAAUAAAUAACUUGAGGUUGCGAAAUCAGUUCCUCAUAAGCUAUCACUCGACUAGUAGUGUUCAAGUAAAGAACCUUCAAAAGGUUUAUAUACUUCUGAGGUACGCCUUUCAAUGACAGACACUGCCACAGAAUCUCGCGGUCUACCGAGUCAAGUGCUGCUUUUAAGUCGAGAAAGACCACCAUUGUCAAACGCCUAUGAGUAUGCCUGUGUUCUUGAACCUGACGAAUGGUGAAUAUGUGGUCGAUACAGCCACGACCAGGUCUGAAGCCAGCUUGAUUCUCUCGUGUUUGCAGUUCACGAGUCUUUGUUACGCGUCUGAUAAUUAUUGAUUCUAGUAAUUUAGAUGCUAUGUUAGUCAAACUAAUCCCUUUAUGGUUGUCACAGGAUGAUUAUGACCUUCUCUUAUAUAUUGGGAUGAUAAGUGAUUGUGACCAGUCAGAUGGGAUUUUAGCUAAAAUAUUAGUCAACCUAAUCGCUAAAAUUGGACCACCAUCCUUAAAGACCUCUGAAGCCAAUCCAUCUGGACCAGCUGCCCUUCCUCGUUUCAGAUUAACUAUAGCCUUUUGAACUUCAGCAAGAGUUGGGGGACCUACUUCAAUGUUCCAUUCACACUGUCUGGAAAUGGAGGGUAGUUGUAUAGUAGCUGAAAGCCAGCGCAACUGUUCUCUAAAAUGUUCCGCCCAUCGUUCUAAACGUCUGGACUGGGAGUAGAUAGGAAUGUCGUCUUUUUCCGAGAUAGUCUCACUUACACUUGAAUUUUUAGUUCCAGUUUUUUUUGUUAGUCUAAAAAGCUCUCUGAUGUUACCUACAGCCACUACCUUUUCCAUCUUUUUUGCUUUUGUUGCUGACCACUUCUCACGGUCGUUCUUUAGACUGUUGGUCAACCUUGAUCUGAUUUGCUUUCGCUCUUCAUCGUGUUCAGAGCCUGACGGGACGAGUUUACGAGAAUCUAUCAGUACAAUGGACCUUGAAGAAAUCCAUUGGUUCUUUUAACCCUGUGGUUUAAGUACUAAUAGAUGUCACUGCUUUUUCCACAGCUGUUUGUAUAUCUUUCCAAUCAACAUCUGGGUCAGCCUCGUUUUCAGAACUACCUAAGUGUGACCUCAGUUGUUCCUGGAAUCUACAUUUGGUUUUCUCGCUACUCAAUUCACUUCUAAUGGCUCAUUUUAGUGUUGCUUUUUUGCGUCCAGUGAGGUGCAAGGAGAUGCGUGCUCGUAUUAGAGCAUAGUCGGAGUCUAAGCAGGUAUUUCAAAAUGAGCGAAAAUCUUCCAUCGAUCUAUUUAGCCGAACAGCACAUAAACGACUGUUAACGGGGCCCCACUCUAACAGCGCUUGUUCCGCCCCCAUGCUUAGUGCUAUGCCUACACCUGCCAGUCCACAAGAACUGGUCAUCGGGUCUCCAGAUACACGGAGGGUUUAACUCGUCGGCUCUCCCUUUUGCCGAGGUGAGGUCAAGUGAAUGACCACACUGGGAUCUUGUAUGCGUGCUUCGGAGACACAGCAUAAAUCAAUGGUACGAGAUUCUAGGGUUCUAGCCAAGGAGGGCCGCUGACCGAUUUGACAUAGUGUGCGUGAGUUGAAGGCUGAAAUGUGUAGUUUGGAGCGUGGUUUCAAUAGACCUGGGAAUGUUUUGCGCACUAGAAUCGUUGGUUAUGGUGACACUUGAGGAAGAAGUCUGUUAUGACCUUGACGUCUGGUUUUUCUAUCACACGAAUUAUCUACCAAUCCGAAUACGACUUAUACGAAUAUUCACACUAGGCCAACCAAUGACGUUCAACCGGUG